AUGGCCGCACGCGCGGCCCGCGACCGCGCCGCACGCCGCGACGGCGCGGCCCAGCGCCUGCCCUGCGCGGUGCGUGCGCGCGUCCGCGCACGCGGGCCGCGAGCGCGCCCGGCGGCCGCGCGGAGGCACCCAGCGGCGCCGCUGGGCGCCGCUGCGCGCACGGCGGGCCUCGCGGCCCUCGCCUCCCUGGCGCUCCUGGGCGCCCCGGUGACCGCAGACGCGAUCGAGACGGUGCCCCCGUCGCAGGUCGCCGACAAGGCCAAGCCGCUGGCGCAGCAGCCGGUGGACAAGAACAAGGUCUGGCUGCUCAUGGGCGGCCUGUCGCUCAGCGUCUUCUCCGCCACGCUCGUCGUCGAGAACUCCGUCGUCGGGGCCAAGCUCUUCCCCGCCGUGUCGCGCGCCAACCGGGCGAUGCGGAUGCGGAGCAAGCUGUCCGACGAGGAGGAGGACCAGGUGGUCAUGGGGGGCGACGUCGACGUGGAGCCCGUGCCGCCGCCGGAGCUCCCGCCCGUGUCGAUCGCGUCGAGCACCGAGGCCGCCGUGCUCGAGGGGCUGGGGUCGGCGAGCCGGCGGAAAGCGGAGCGGCGGGCAGCCGCGCAGAACGGCGAGGGCAGCGGGGCCGCGAACGGCGCGGGCGAGAUGGCGGGCGAGGCGACGGGCGAGGCGACGGGCGAGGCGACGGGCGAGGCGGCGGCGGGCAACGUGCCGGCGGAGCUCAAGGCGGACGACGACGCGGAGGACGUUGGCGUGCAGGAGGGGGGGAAGGCAGAGGAGGGGGGCAUUCGGGUGGAGUCCGCGGCGCCGUCCCUGGGGGAGCUGUCGACAGAGGACCUGGAGAAGCUCGUGGCGAAGAAGCGGGGCGGCAGCUGA
This is a messenger RNA of Pedinophyceae sp. YPF-701, 870 nucleotides long. The record is from the annotation of a GenBank genome assembly. NCBI's taxonomy places the organism in Eukaryota, Viridiplantae, Chlorophyta, Pedinophyceae.